AUGUGUGAAUUUAUGCAAAAUAAAGCGUCAUUUAUGCGAAAGGGAUUUAAUCGUUUCGCAUUUAACAUCGAUCGUAUAAUUGCAAAAUAUAGCCAAAAGCGAAAUGAAACUAUUUUUAUUGAUAUGAAUACAAUGACGGUUAUAUUACUUAUAAAAUUAUAUUUUUUAUUCACGAAAGGUAUUGAAAGUAAAUGGUUUUAUGGCAAAGUGUGGUCGUUUAUUUUGCUCAAAUCAACUGCUAAAGCACCAUAUAAUUUUAACAAAUAUGCUGAACAAACUUUAAUUCGGCAUUUCGGUAAUUCUGUUCUCUCAGCACCUUCUAAUAUAGAACUGGAUGAUCCAGAAGAUUUUCGUGAGGCUCAAAAGCUGGACCAGGAAUUCGAACAAUCCUUUUCGGCAUUGAAUUCAAGUCGUCUAAAAUGCGAACUUUUUGUUCCAUCUCAAGUAAUUGGAACAAAUCAAAGAAAAUCUAUGCGAUUGCGUGAAAAACUUCGUCUUCCACAUACUCCAAAGGUUAAUCCUUGUUUCGAUGGUUGUAGACGGACGGGAGUCAAUGAUUUAUCACGAAUUUUGGAUGGUGAGGCUUUUUUCACUGUUGAUAGUUUUGUUAUACCGCGUAUUUCACAGCCAUAUGUAUUUGGGGCGCCUGUUCAUGAGAAUCAUGAAAAUGAACAGCUUCUUGUGAAUACGACUUUGUAA
This is a messenger RNA of Dracunculus medinensis (Guinea worm), 699 nucleotides long. Lineage: Eukaryota; Metazoa; Nematoda; Chromadorea; Rhabditida; Dracunculidae. The record is from the annotation of a GenBank genome assembly.